Melanaphis sacchari is the source of this 905-nucleotide messenger RNA. RefSeq names its product co-chaperone protein HscB homolog (gene Hsc20). Gene Ontology annotation, biological process: [2Fe-2S] cluster assembly; protein complex oligomerization. Gene Ontology annotation, molecular function: protein-folding chaperone binding; ATPase activator activity. NCBI's taxonomy places the organism in Eukaryota, Metazoa, Arthropoda, Insecta, Hemiptera, Aphididae. The coding region runs from base 96 to 854 and encodes 252 amino acids. Gene Ontology annotation, cellular component: mitochondrion. The record is from RefSeq and is a predicted model, not a curated record. The transcript is spliced from 3 exons.
AUUUAAUUAUAAAAUAAGUUAAAUUCAAUACAUAAGUAUUGAUUUUUAGUCAUUUGUUUUUCUUUAUCGAUUAUUGUAUUGUUACAUAUUUUAUAAUGUCUGUGAUGCGAUAUUGGCGUACAAGUAUGUUUGGAAAUAGCUUAUUAAGAACAGUAUAUCAGAACGUUCAUCAUUCUGCAGCUAGACAAUUUUUAGAACCCUCAUAUCUACAGAAAGACACUAUCAGAUAUAAUAAAUUCAAGGGCCAUUCGUAUGUAACUUAUGAUGGGUUCAAAUGUUGGAACUGUCAAACAACAUUAGACAUCAGACCAUGUCUAUUUUGUAAAAAUUGCUCAAUAAUUCAGUCACCCAAAGAUCAGAAUUUAAAUUAUUUUGAGCUAUUUAACAUCAAUGUUCAGUAUGACAUUGAUACUGUACAAUUGACAUCAAACUUUAGAAAACUACAAAACCUUAUGCACCCAGAUCGAUUUUCCAACAAAACUAAAGAAGAACAAUUACUAUCAGAAUCAUUUUCUUCUCUUUUAAAUAAAUCUUAUACUACUCUAUUGAAUCCACUUCUAAGAGGCCUUUAUAUGUUACACCUUGGUGGUUUGAGUAUUGAUGAAGAUUCUAUAACAAUGGAUACCACUUUUUUAUGUGAAAUAAUGGAUUGGAAUGAAAAAGUCGAAGAAGUUAGUACAAAAGAAUCUCUUGAAGGUUUGAAGAAAGAUAUUGAUGAUAUGUUGGUUGACUUAUACAUGGAUUUAUCAAAAGCUUUCAGUGAAAACAACCAAAAUCAAGCAAAAGUAUUGUUAUCAAAAGCCAAGUUCUUUUCAACAUUGCUAGAAAAAAUCAAAGAUAAAGAUGAAUUAUAAAAAAAAAAUAUUCAGUAUAUUUCAAACUAUUAAAAAUUUGUUCCAAAAAUA